AUGAAAAGAAUAUGGAGCCAUUUAAGCGCUGUGAAGGACAAGUUAUAUGUUGAUAUUUUGGGGAUCCUGAAGCAGAUUUUUCCCAGUGUAAUUCUUUAUGUAGAAAAAGAAGCUGACUUGACAUUUCCAAAGUCACACCCAAAGAGAUCAAUGUCUCCAAGAAAUCCAGCAUCAAGUAUGAGUCCCAGACCACUGUUCCUCAAAAGUAAUUUGGACAUUUUUUCAACAAAAAUUACUCUUAAUGAAGAGAUGUCUUUAUUUCCAAAAGCAAUGACUGUUUUAGACCUCCACCGUUCAAUUGGAAGUGUAGCCUAUGAUAUUGCUGCAUAUGAGUCAUUUUGGGGAAGCUGCCAUGGGCUGACUGCUCAAGCAGUCAAUGUUAGCCUUCCAGAAGAGGUUGAACCAUUGUUGGUGCUAUCUGGCCGUGAAGCAGUUGAGUACUAUAUCAAGUGCCAAUUCCUUCAAAAAGUAGAACAUCUGUAUUUUAACCUUGCACCAUCGCACCACUUCAGACCUUAUCAUUUAGUGUCUGUGCCCAAGGACAAAGUCAAUACUGAAUAUUACUUGUUCUCAUCAUUUGGAGUUCUGCAUGUUGAUAAGGAUUUACAAUCAGAAACAUUUAGGCUUACAGAAUGGCAAAGGCAUGCUGUUCUCUGGGAAGCUAUUCAUGAAAUACCUUUCUUCAAGAACUAUCUCAUCUCAAAGAUGUUUUACAGGUGGAAAGCAGCUCAAAGUUACCUGCUAUUCUUGAAGACCAAGGAAAGUCUUGAAAGAUCACUGUUACAAUCCAUGCCUAUAUAUGAAGCAGGACUCUUGCAAGUGUCAAAUAAAAGUUAUACUUUGCCAGAAUUUGAAGAAGCUGUGUUUCAGGUUCAAAAUGACACAAAAGAAUACCUGAAAAGAUUUUUCAGGUUGUGCAAGAUUAUUGUUGAUGUUAUAAUGUUUGAAUCUUUCAAGAAACUUCGCUUCUGUGAAGAGCAGAUGACUGCAAAAAAUAUGUUUUCAAGAGAUUCACUUUAUCUUAUGAAAAUGAAGAAAAAACAAAGGACAGCAAAUUUUCUCAAAGCCAAGAAUGAAACCAGGUAA
Messenger RNA from Acanthosepion pharaonis, 1086 nucleotides. The record is from the annotation of a GenBank genome assembly. Lineage: Eukaryota; Metazoa; Mollusca; Cephalopoda; Sepiida; Sepiidae.